This is a messenger RNA of Dacryopinax primogenitus, 1627 nucleotides long. RefSeq lists its product as uncharacterized. NCBI's taxonomy places the organism in Eukaryota, Fungi, Basidiomycota, Dacrymycetes, Dacrymycetales, Dacrymycetaceae. The transcript is spliced from 8 exons. Bases 590 to 1573 code for a protein of 327 amino acids. The record is from RefSeq and is a predicted model, not a curated record.
CUUAUAGUCCUAUCCCUUUGUCAGUCACACGGGGCCCCCGUGGUCGGGGGAAGGAGAACCCUAUCCUCUUCGCCUGGCCGGAGCUUACCAUACAAAGGACACCAGGCGUGUGCACGUCCCGACUCACGGUGACAGGCAACAGACUACGGGCAGCAACGACUGCGUGUGAACCGCGUGAAUCCCUCGCUCGCUCCUGAAGGCUUAGAGCCGCUACAGUCUGCGUUUCCCGUCGCCAUUGCCUAGGAUUGUAGCACCGCAACGCCUGGAGGGCCCAACUGUUGUGAGUGUGAGUGCUGAACGACAGCGAGCAUACUCUUUCCAGUUCCGUGCAUGUACGGCGUUGUUCCACGGUACUCAAGCAAGGACCUGCUCGGAUGACUUCAAAUCCCCGACCCGGCCCCGCUCAGCGCGUCGUUCAACUCACAACCCCAGUACCAGCCCAAACCCAAACCCAAACCCAAGGGUUGCCCCACAGGUCCCCACACUCCCAACGCAGCCUGCACAGGCACAGGUACCCACAGCCGCUCAACAGCCGCCCCCUCCACCCACAGUUCCAGCCCAACAUAGUGUACUUCAACAGCAGCAAGCAAUGAACAGCCCCGUCUCUCCCAGGCGUGGCGCGGGCACAGGUCGAUUCACACCCUCUGGGGUAGUCGACCAAGCGCACGAGAGCGAGUGGGCUAGUCGACUAGCCGGCCUCGAUUGGGACGAGACGAGCAUCGUGUUCACGAAGAGACAGCUGGUAGACUUCCUCAGAUACCUGGGCGUGCACGUCGAUUCGAACUGCGAAAACAUCGCCGGCUUACCCCGUUACGCCGUCUUUGGAAAAAUUAGCAGCUUGCCCGGCCCUAUCCUGCCUAGUUCUCUCAGCCUCCCGGCGCAGACCAACGGCACGAUCUCCUCCACCACGCACGCGCACGCGCAUUCUCACCUCAUCUCCGGUCCAAGCACCCCGACGACCUCAGACUUCCCCCAACCCAUACCGAUGGCCAUACCUGCCCCGGUCGCAGGCGGGUUUAGGCCGACGCACAGGCAGAGGACCUCUCGUAACUCCCUGCCUAGGAGCGGCAGCCCGCAGACAGCGGGCCUGUUUGGGCCUGGGGACGACGGCGGGCAUGAAGUGUUCUUGUCUGCGAGCCCACCGGAAAGAACAAUCAGGGAGGCCGUGAGGCCAACGGUGACAACUCCGUCUUACCCCCCACCAGACACCGCCCAGCCUGAGCCAUCAGACGAAGAGGACCCUCCACCACCUGCCUUGCACAUCUACUCGCAUUCCCACUCGCACUCGCACUCCCACCUAUCGACCCCGCCGGCAACGCCAAGCAGACAGCAGAGCUAUAGAUCAAGGCAGAGCUCGGGUGGCUUGAGCUCUCUUCCGGCGGUUAUGUUCCCUAUCGAAAAUGUCCAGCAUACGAGUACGGGGUAUCCGGUUGGGCCCGGCGCGGGUGGCAGCGCCAGCGGGCGAGGUGCCGGUGCGGGAACCAGUUCGGCGACUGGCUCGACGCGCGAAAUGGACGGGCAUGGCAUGAGCGGGAGAGGAGGGCGUGGAUCGCCGUACGGCCGCGCACGCUAGCUUUGGGAGUGGAGAAAGGUAGUUGUUUAUCAAUGAGGAUAUGGUUGUUUCGGC